Molecule: messenger RNA, 1338 nt
Organism: Micropterus salmoides (largemouth bass)
Lineage: Eukaryota; Metazoa; Chordata; Actinopteri; Centrarchiformes; Centrarchidae
Gene: rrs1
Product: ribosome biogenesis regulator 1 homolog
Exons: 1
Coding region: 28-1089 (353 amino acids)
Biological process (GO): ribosome biogenesis; endonucleolytic cleavage in ITS1 to separate SSU-rRNA from 5.8S rRNA and LSU-rRNA from tricistronic rRNA transcript (SSU-rRNA, 5.8S rRNA, LSU-rRNA); ribosomal large subunit export from nucleus
Cellular component (GO): nucleus; nucleolus; preribosome, large subunit precursor
Molecular function (GO): protein binding
Source: RefSeq, a predicted model, not a curated record
GUGGAGCAUUUAACAGCACUGACCAACAUGGCGGCGUGCAGUGUGGAAGAGCUGUUGGCUAACGCAGCGCAAGAAGAGGCAGAGAAACUGAAAAGUAUCUCUGUCCAGAAAGAGCUGGACCUGGAGUUUGACAUCGGCAACCUGCUGGCGUGUGACAAAAACCGCAUCGAGUCCCGGGAGUUCAAGAAGCAGAAGAAAGAGGACUUCCUGCGGUCGUUAGCUCGUGACAACACGCAGCUGCUCAUCAACGAGAUCUGGAAACAGCCCACGGAGAGGGUCGAGGAGGCGAUAGUGGUCAAAUUAGGCGACCCGGCGACCCCGCUGCCCAGAGAGAAACCACCUCCGAGGCCGAAACCUCCUACAAAAUGGGAAGAGUUUGCCAAGCUAAAGGGCAUACAGAAGAAGAAGAAGACCAACUUGGUUUGGGAUGAAACUGCGAAGGAGUGGAAGAGGCGCUGGGGCUACAAGAGGGCCAAAGACGACACCAAGGAGUGGCUGAUUGAGGUCCCGGAGACCGCAGACCCGAAUGAGGACCAGUUCGCCAAACGCGCCAAAGCCAAGAAGGAGAGAGUGGCCAAAAAUGAGUUCAACCGGCUGAAGAACAUUGCCAGGGCGCAGAAGAUCAAAGUGCCAGGGGUGGGACUCACCCCCACUGCCCAGCAGUCCAAAGACGAGUUGACCAGAGCCGCGAGCGUGGCCAAAACCUCCACCGCGUCCGCGGGGAGGUUCCAGGACCGCCUGCCCAAAGAGAAGCCGCCAAAGAACACAGGCAAGAGGAGGAAGUUUGAUCCCCUCAUCGGUGACUUUUCCAACGAGAAGCAGAAGCAGCUGGAGCUCCUGAAAAUGAUGGACAGCAAGAAGCCCAAGCUGGACAUCACCAAGGCUGUGAAUAAACAGAUGAGAGAGGAGGACCGAGAGGAGGCCGCGGCUAAAUACAAGAAGGGCGCAGGGAAGAAAGGACGCAAAGGCAACAUGUCAGGAAAAGGCAAAGGAAAAGGUGGGAAAGGUAAGGGAGGAAAAGGAGGAAAGGCUGGAGGAGGAGGAAAAGCUGGAGGAGGGAAGAGGAGAGGCAAACCUGGGAAGCACUGAGGACUGUAAACCUCCUGGAUCCUUGUGCCUUGGCAUCCUUGGACUGGACUGAAACGAUGCAUUAUGAAAUGACUAUGGGUGGCUUGUUGGGACUGUCCAGGGUUUUUGUGGCUCUUUCACUGUUAGUUUAAUCUGUCAUCAAAACUGUAAAUAUCUGUCCCAGCAUUCAUGGAGGCUCACUGAUUUAAUAUGUGUAAUAUUAAUGGCAAAUUACAAACUGCAGCCCAAAUUAAAAAUCAGGUGAUUGUG